Messenger RNA from Callorhinchus milii (elephant shark), 1754 nucleotides. It is a transcript of the gene herpud1, whose product is annotated as homocysteine-inducible, endoplasmic reticulum stress-inducible, ubiquitin-like domain member 1. Bases 61 to 1362 code for a protein of 433 amino acids. NCBI's taxonomy places the organism in Eukaryota, Metazoa, Chordata, Chondrichthyes, Chimaeriformes, Callorhinchidae. Gene Ontology annotation, biological process: endoplasmic reticulum unfolded protein response; ubiquitin-dependent protein catabolic process; negative regulation of endoplasmic reticulum stress-induced intrinsic apoptotic signaling pathway. The record is from RefSeq and is a predicted model, not a curated record. Gene Ontology annotation, cellular component: endoplasmic reticulum membrane. The transcript has 8 exons. Gene Ontology annotation, molecular function: transmembrane transporter binding.
GAGAGACACAGACACACAGAGAGAGACACAGAGACACAGACCCCCCCAGACCCCGAGGCUAUGCAGACACACGGUCCCCCCGGGGACGGCGAAGUGACUUUGACCAUCAAAACCCCCAGUCAGAGGUGUGGGGACCACACGGUGUGGGCGCGGCUCAGUUGGACAGUCCGGAGGCUCAAAACACAGCUGUACCGGGAACACCCGAACCAUCCCACCGAGCAGGAGCAAAGGCUGAUCUACUUUGGGAAGUUGUUGCUCGACGACCUUCUACUGAGCGAAGUAUUACAGAAGGAGGAACAGUACCACAUCCUUCACAUGGUCUGUAACCUGAGAACAAGCCUGAAAUCUCCACAGCCAGAAAGAACAAUGCAGGAAGCGUCUGUGCCCACAGCCUCCGGGCAGGAGAACCUGACUGUGCCCGUGACUGUGCCCGUGACGGUGCCCGUGACAGUGCCCGCGGAGGGCCUCCGGCAUAGAGGCCAGACCGCCUACCCCUGGCCGUACGGUGCAGUGCCUGUGGGUGAGAGGGUGCCAAUGCCAGAGGGCAUGUCCGGCCUGGCUGCCUAUAACCUGUACAGCUCGCAACAGAUCCUCUGGUUCCAGCAGAUGUACGUGAGGCAAUAUUACAUGCAAUACCAGGCUGCCGUGGCCGCUCAAGCCGCAGCCAACUCCCAGCAGCUGCAGCAGCCGGUGGUGACCCCAGGGCCACCUGCGGGGCUCCCCGACCAGCCCCCCCUGGUCAACCUGCCGGUGGACCACCACGUCCCCCUGCCUGCCGCCAACGAGCCCCCAGCCAACCAGAACCUGCGCAUGAACGCUCAGGGGGGGCCGGUGAUGGAUGACGAGGAAGAGCUGAACCGCGACUGGCUAGACUGGAUGUAUCUGGCUGCCCGCGCCUCCUUCUUCUUCAGCAUCAUCUACUUCUACUCCUCGCUGAGCCGUGUGGUGCUGGUGAUGAGCGCCAUGAUUCUGGUCUACCUACAUCACACGGGCUGGUUUCUGUUCAGACGGCGAGUCCCCAACAACGACCCUCCAGCCCCAGGCAACCUAAAUCAGGCCAACCAGGCUGCCCCGCAGGACCAGGAGCCCAGACCCGAGGAAGAUCAAGACUUGGUGAAUCGUUCUGAGAGCGGUGAGAGUGACCGUCCAGAGCCAGGUGAACCCCCUGCCUCUCCAGACAUUGACCCCGUCUCCCCAGCUACCGACCCUGCCUCCACAGACAUGGGCCCCAUCUCCCCGGACAGCAACCCUGCCCCCACCCCCGGGACAGAGAGGAGUACCAUUGUGAACACCGCCUGGGUUUUUUUGAAGACCUUCUUCGCCUCUCUGAUCCCAGAGGGACAGGGGGCCGCAGUGAACUGAACUGACUCUUGACUCGGGCCCGGGACUCUCCCAAGGUGCAAUGGUGGUCUAGGGGCUCGGCCCCCACCGGGCAGGAUGGGCUGGGACACACCUGGUCAGUGACUCCAGUUCCACUCCACCUGGUCCAGGUCUGAUCCCUGGGACACGUCGAACAACAGUGUAAAUAAUGUCAGACUGAUCCAGUCCAAGACAGGUUCCGAAAUGUGCAAUCGACGCUGACCUUCUCAAGCCAUCUUCAAAAUGGUGGCAACCUGUUUUGUGUUCGUUUCUCUAAUCGCGUCACUCGCUCAUGCGCACACUCACUGUGUCUCUCUUUCUCUGUUUCGCUCAUACUAUUCUCUUUCACUUCUCUCGUUUCUUCUUGCUGUAUUUAUUUCCCACUGUUCUUUCUC